CCCCGCUGCGGGCCCAGGGGCCUGGCUGCGGGAUCCGUGCGCAGCGAUGGCGCGGCCGCCCCGGCAGCGCUCGGGGGCCUGGACGCCGCUGCUCCUGCUGCUGCUCGCCGGGCCCGCCACCUGCGCCGCCAGCCCCGCGGACGACGGCGCGGGGCCUGGGGGCCGGGGGCCCCGGGGCCGCGCGCGGGGCGACGCGGGCGGCGAUGAGGGGGUGCCGCGCCACGACUCCUCCUACGGCACCUUCGCGGGGGAAUUCUAUGACCUGCGCUACCUCUCGGAGGAGGGUUACCCUUUCCCUACUGCUCCUCCUGUGGAUCCAUUUGCCAAAAUCAAAGUGGAUGACUGUGGAAAAACUAAGGGAUGCUUUAGAUAUGGCAAACCAGGCUGUAAUGCAGAGACCUGUGACUACUUCCUCAGCUACCGCAUGAUAGGGGCUGACGUGGAAUUCGAGCUGAGUGCAGACACAGAUGGCUGGGUAGCCGUGGGAUUCUCUUCAGACAAGAAAAUGGGUGGUGAUGAUGUCAUGGCCUGUGUCCACGACGACAAUGGUAGGGUCCGCAUCCAGCACUUCUACAAUGUAGGCCAGUGGGCCAAGGAGAUCCAGAGGAAUCCGGCCCGAGAUGAAGAGGGCGUCUUUGAGAACAAUCGUGUUACCUGCAGGUUUAAACGCCCUGUGAAUGUUCCCAGAGACGAGACAAUCGUGGAUCUGCACUUGAGCUGGUAUUACCUGUUUGCCUGGGGUCCAGCCAUUCAGGGCUCUAUCACACGACACGAUAUAGACUCACCUCCAGCUUCAGAGCGUGUUGUCAGUAUUUACAAAUAUGAAGACAUUUUCAUGCCAUCAGCUGCCUAUCAGACCUUCUCAUCUCCAUUCUGUUUGCUUCUCAUUGUCGCCCUGACCUUCUACUUACUGAUGGGAACCCCUUAACCACAGCUACAAGGCCAACAGAGUAAAUGGAUUGGAACGUCUUUGGUAGAAAAGUAUUUUUAAAGAAUAUCCAAUAUAAUCUCAGCUUCUGUUAUUUGGCCAACACCUUGAAUGACUGCAGCUUUUUGGAAGAAGGGAUAAGCUUCUUUUCCAGUUAAAGAGGAUUGUUUCACAGUGACCCCAUGCUUUUGAAAGUACUUACAACUUUUCCAAGCACUUUCAGCUAACGUUUUCUUAAGUGAGUUUCACCGCUUGAUGAAAAUUACUUUUGCCAUCUUACUCAAUGGAAUGUGAGACCCAGAAAGGCUGCUUGUUCACACGGCUUCUUGGUCACCUAACACACACCAAGGUCGAGAAAGAGCUGGACUCAGGAAUCUCGUGUCCAGUCUUGACUGAGUACUACAGUGUGAGAGAGGUACUUGGAGUGUUGCUAGGGGAAAUUCCACUGGGUGUCACAAGUUCACAGUCAGCCUUUUGGGCAGCAGUUUCAGAUUUCCAUAAAGCAUAAGUGCUUUUGGCUAUAUACACAGAUGAUGCGGGGGAGGGGAAGAUUAUAGUGAUAUUAAAAUGAUUCCUAUUUAUUUGAAAGUCCUUCUCUAAUAGUGAGUAGCACUUUAUUGCUGUUCAGAAAGGUCAGAAACAGAACUACAUAUGUUCCUGAAGAUGUGAAAUUAUGUUAAUAAUUUUUAAAAAGUUGGGACUUUUAACUGGAUUUGGACUCUUCUACCACUGUAUUCUUUUUUUUUUUUUUUAAGAUUAUUUAUUUGAAAGGCAGAAUUACAGAGAGAAGGAGAGACAGAGAUCUUCCAUCUGCUGUUCACUCCCCAAAUGGCCACAAUGACCAGGGCUGGGCAAGGCUGAAACCAGGAGCCAGGAGCUCCUUGCAGGUCUCCCACAUAAGUGGGGGGCCUAAGCACUUGGGCCAUCUUUCACUGCUUUUCCCAGGUCACUAACAGGGAUCUGGAUUGGAAGUGCAGCAGUAUGGGGUUCUGACAUGGAAGGUGGCGGAUUAGCCCACUGCACUACAACUCCGGCCCCAACCACUGUAUUUUAUAAACUAUAGUUUGCAUUUGUGGUUACAUCCAAUUCUUUUUUUUUUUUUUAAAGAUUUAUUUAUUUGAAAGUUAGAGUUACAGGUAUGGAGGCGGGGAAAGAGAAAGGGAGAGAGAGAUCUUCCAUCUGUUGGUUCACUCCCCAAAUGGCUGCAAUUGUCAGGGCAGCACCAAGCUGAAGCCAGGAGCCAGGAAUCUCUUCCAGGUCUCCCAUGUGGGUGGCAGGGGCCCAAGCACUUGGACCAUCUUCCUCUGCUUUUCCAGGCACAUUAGCAGGGAGCUGGAUCAGAAGUGGAGCAGCCAGGAUGCAAACUGGCGCCCAUAUGGGAUGACAGCAUUGCAAGUGGUAGCUUUACCCACUAUGCCACAGUCCAGUCCCUACACCAAAUUCUGUUUUCAGAGUCAGCAUAAUGUUAAAUAUGAUUGAAUAUGAUAAAUCAUCUUCAUAAAAGUAAUUCAUUUUAAAAAUAAAUCAGCAUUUUUUGAGACUAUAGAGAUUUGGAGUAGAAAUUUUAUUAAGACUAUUUUUUUUAAUUACAAAAAGGGGAUAUGACCUUGAAAUGAAUUUACCUAGAGUGUCCAUUCACAGUGUUCAGACUUGUAAAGUGAACUAGCAGUCAGCACAAUUCAUACCAGUGCUUUGAUAUAAUGCAUUUGCUUUUUCCAAAGGAGCCCAAAUACUCUGUUGUUCCAGAUGUCUGUGCUAACAGCCCCUGAGGAGAGGUACCCAUGAGUAUAGUCACAUGGCCGAGGCACUGCCAUUGUGGCUUCUAUAAUUCUCUGGCUUGCCCCAUUGCUUUCAAGCUGGAUUCAACUCCAUGAUUUUUGUGAUGAAAGAAUAGUGAGGACUGGGAUUUUUUUUCCAUUUUCUGGAAAUCUUUAAUUCUGUUUAAAAAAUGUUUUUAAUUUUAAUUUUUAAUUAGUUUUUAACAGCUUCGAUGUGAUUUGUAGAUAUAAUUCUAAGAACAUAAUUGAUUUCUUUUUUAAUUUUUUUAAAAGAUCUAUUAUUUAUUUGAAAGGCAGAGUGAGAGAGGGAGAGAGAGAGACAGAGAGAGAUUUCCCACCCACUGGUUCAUUCUCCAAAUGCCAACAACAGAUGGGGCUGGACCAGGCCAAAGCCAGGAGCCAAGGACCCUUUCUGGGUCUCCCAUGUGGACAGCAGGGACCCAAGUACCUUGGCCAUCACCCACUGCCUCCCAAAUGCAUUAGCAGGAAGCUGGAGCAGAAACCCAGAGGAGUCUGGACUUGAACCAGGCACUCCAGUGUGGGAUGUGGGUGUCCCAGGCUGAGAUUUAACCCGCUGCGCCACGAGCCUGCCCCAUGGAGACUGACUUCUAAUGCCAUGCUUGAGAAUCAUGUCAGAAGUGAGUGUUCUCCUGUGGGGAGAGCUUUCAAAUUUUUCUGGACCUGACCCAAAAUAAGAAAACCAACACUGCUUUGUGACAUUGCACAGUUGCCAAGUGCUUCUGAGGGUGGUAGAAAUACUCCUCAUUGCAGAUGGUGAGAUUCAGUAACAUCGGUGAGUGAUGGGACUCAUGUCGUCAGGUUCAAGUCUGUGGUUCCACCUGACUCCCAUUGCCUCUCCACUAGGCGCCCUGGGUAUGACUGAGUAUGACCUGUGUAUCGCCUUCUCACCUAUCCUGGCUGUUUAGAGUGAAGAUAUGUGGUAUGCAGCCACCCGCAUUGUAAAUAAGAAAGCAGAUAUUUUUGUAUUUUACUCUUUUAUGUGUAUAAUAUAUGCUAUAAAUAGGUUAAAAGAGCGACUUCAGCUAGUAGCAGGCAGGGGAAGCAAUAUAUGAAUGGAGUUUCCUUCUGCUUGUAUUUCAAAUCAAGCUUAUUAUUUUCAUAUAGUUGUUUCUAAUUUGAUUACCAGCUUUGCAUGCUUAGAACUUUUGUUGACUUCUUAAUUCUAUUAAGGUGAAAUGUAAACCAUUUAAACAGGUUUUUUUUUUUAAACAUUUAUUUAUUUGAAAGUCAGAGUUACAGAGACAGAGGGAGUGACGGAGAGAGAGAGAGAGAACUCUUCUAUCUCUCUGGUUUGCUCCCAGAUGGCUGCUAUGGCCUGGGGUGAGCCAAGCCGAAGCCAGGAGCUAGAAACUCCAUCUGGGUCUGCCACGUGGAUGGCAGGUACCCAGACACUUUUACCCUCUUCCAUGUUUUCCCCAGGCCAUUAGAAGGGAACUGGAUCAGAAGUAGAGCAGCCAGGACAUGAACUGGGAUGCUGGCAUCGUAGGUGGCAGCAGUACACACUAUGCCAUAAUGCUGGCCCCAAUUUAAACAAUUUUUAAAAUGUGUUUGAGAGAGAGAGACAGACAAACAGAGAGAGUUUCCAUCCACUAGUUCACUCCCAAAUGCCUGCAAGGGCUGGAGCUGGGCCAGGUUAAAGCAGGAAGCUGGGAAUUCCAUCUGGGUCUCCCACAUGAGUGGUAGAGACCUAACUACUUGAGCCAUCACCUGCUGCUUCCCAGAGCGUGCAUCAACAGGAAGCCAGAAUUGGGAGCAGAGCUGGGAUUUAGACACAGGUGCUCCAAUGUCGGAUGUAGGUGGCCCAGCAGCAUCUUAACCACUGAGCUAAACCCCAGCCCCUUGCAAACCAUUUUGAUGGUCUCCAGUGCCAUCUUUUACUGCCUGUCCUCACCUGCUGUGUCCCAGCAAGGCUAAAGGGCCCUCGCUUCUUCAGACCUGCUCCCUCUCCCCUCUCAUUGUGUUCCCUGUGUUUGAACAGUUCUCUUCUUCCUGUGCUGAAUGAACUCCUAUUCAUCUUUGAGGUCACAGCUUAAAUAUUGCAUCCUCCAGCGCCUGGGACUGUGUAAGUUCAGGUCACUGAUAAGUGUUCCCAUAGCACACUGGGCUCUUCCUCAUACGUCACUAUAACCACUGUCUCAUCUUCCCUCCUAAUUCCCUAGUGCAGGGACUGCGUCUUAAUCCUCAUCACUGUAGCCAACACUUCUCUAAAGUAGGGACUCAGCAAACAUUUGUGGAAUAAAUAAAUAGAUGAGGGUAUCUUUCUAGCACAAGUGUGUUUGCUUCAGAAGGCUUGUAUCUCAUAUACAUUACCAAACUUACCAACAUUUUUUUUUUUAAUAAUUUGAGAAGCAGAGAGAGCUCCUAUCUACUGGUUCAUUGCCCAAAUACCUACAAUGGCUGAGAGUAGGCCUGGGUUGAAGCCAGGAGUGGGGAACUCAAUCCCAGUCUCCCACUUUAGUGGCAGAAACCCAACUGCUGCGAUCUGAACUGCCAUCUUAACUUCUAGACCAAAUGUCCAUCGCUGGCCAACAUUUUUAUGUUCUUCCACCUGUGAUCAAACCAUACAGCAGUCUUUCAGCCAACACUGAACUUUGUCUUUUGAAACGUAGAUUCUCAGCAACAUACAGUUUUGUCUGCAGUCGACAUGUGUUGGCAUUUUUAAUAGAAAUAGCUGUUCAGAAGUAAGAGUCUGCAGACCAAGGAUGUGGAACAGUGUGUGACCAUCAUCUCAGAGAAUCAUCAGUUGAGAGACAUGCUGAAGUUAGAAUUCUAUAGAUGUAAAUUCCAUUCAUUCCUCUCUAACAGAAGAGAAUCAUCUUGUCUUUUACUUCUACAUUCCCAUUUUCGGUUAUAGUACUUGUCACAAAGGGACAGGCCCAUCCGGCAUGUUUUACAAAAUGCCUAAACAGAAAAAUAAUCAUGCUAGCAAAAACGAUUUAGUGCUGUUCUAAGCACUAUAUAUGUGUUAACUCAUUUACUCUCACAGCAAUGAUAGAUUCUGUUAUUAACCAGUUUUUUUUUUUUUUUUUUUUUUGACAGGCAGAGUUAGACAGUGAGAGAGAGAGACAGAGAGAAAAGUCUUCCUUUUUCUGUUGGUUCACCCCCCAAGUGGCCACUACGGCCGGUGCGUUGUGGCCGGUGCGCCGAUCCAAAGCCAGGAGCCAGGUGCUUCCUCCUGGUCUCCCAUGUGGGUGCAGGGCCCAAGGACCUGGGCCAUCCUCCACUGCACUCCUGGGCCACAGCAGAGAGCUGGACUGGAAGAGGGGCAACCGGGACAGAAUCUGGCGCCCUGGUUGGGUCUAGAACCCGGUGUGCCAGCGCCGCAGGUGGAAGAUUAGCCUAGUGAGCUGCGGUGCCAGCCUAUUAAUCCAGUUUUACAGAUGGAAAAACUGAGUGUAGUCACUUGGCAUAGAUUAUUAGUGCAGCAAAGAGUUGAGAGACCAUUGAAUCCUCUGCACUUAUUUUCCAAGGUGGGCAGCAGAGGCCAAGGAAGGUGAUAUUAUUUCCUAUCCUUUCAUGUAUCUUCAUGUCUUCAUGCAUGUUCAUUAGAAAUUUUAUUACAUGGAACCCAUUGUCCAUACUGAUUUUAGCUAGGUACAAUCUACCCCAUUUUAGUUAUUUACAAUGGAUGGGAGAACUUCCUAUUGUCAUAUCUGGGGAAAGUAGCACUUUUUCUUUUUGGUAUCUGCUUUGCUGUUUAAAAACAUUUUUUGUUUUAAAGAUUUAUUUUAUUUAUUUGAAAGUCAGAGUUACACAGAGAGAGGAAAGGCAGAGAGAGAGGUCUUGCAUCCGUUGGUUCACUCCCCAGAUGGCCACAACGGUCGGAGCUGUGCCGAUCCGAAGCCAAGAGCCUGGAGAUUCUUCUGGCUCUCCCACGUGGGCACAGGGACCCAAGGACUUGGGCCAGCCUGUACUGCUUUCCCAGGCCACAGCAGAGAGCUGGACUGGAAGAGGAGCAGCCGGACUAGAACCGGCGCCCAUAUGAGAUGCUGGCGCUUCAGGCCAGGGCUUUAACCCACUGCGCCACAGCACCGGCCCCUAAAAACAUUUUGAUUCUUUAUUUUACCAGUCAUUUUAGUGCUUUUCGUAGACUUCACUUUUAAUUGUGUGCAGAUUUGGGGCCAGGAUUGUUGUGCUAUGGGUUGAGCUGCUACCUACAAUGCUGGCACCUCUUAAGAGCAACAUUUUGUGUCCUGGUUGUAUCAUUUCUUAUCCAGCUCCCUGCUGAUAUGCCUGGGAGAGCAGAAGAAGAUGGCUCAAGUAUCUACGUGGGAGACCCAGGUGUUUUUCCAGGUUGCUGGUUUCAGCCUGGCCCAGCCCCUGCUAUUGCAGCCAUGUGGGGAGUAAGCUAGCGAAUGGAAGAUCUCUGUCUCGCCCUCUCUGUGUAACUCUAAUAAAUAGAUAAAUAAAUCUUUUAGAAAAUAGUAUGCAGUUUGGUCAAGACUCUAAGCAUGUAUUUGAGUUGAUUUUGAAAGUGACUUGCAUAAAACGAGUGUCUUCUAACUUGGAACACUGCUAUGCUGUCUGAUCGUUCCAUCUGAAGGGUGAAAGUAUCAAUGUGAUUUCAGACAGAAGGCAAGAGCUAUAUUUAAUUAUCUUAAGUUGGCCUUUGUUGUUAAAAAAAUCAAAAAGUUUGGACAACUCAGAUGAUAUUUACUGUCAUUUACUAUACCAUUUCGGGUGAUAUUUACCACUAUUUCUGGAACUCAGUUUAAUGGCUGUAGGAUUUUAUGCUAGCCCAGAGGCUGACAAACUUUCUCUGUAAAGGUUAGAUGGUAAUCAUUUUAGGUACAGCUGUUUGACACAGCCAAAAUAGUGCCUAAGUGUUCCAAUAAAAUGUGACACUGAAAUUUGAAUUUAAUAGAACUUUCACAUGUCACAAAUACUCAUCUUCUGGAUUUUUAAAAUUUUAAUCUUUAAAGAUUUAUUAAUUUGAAAUGCAGAACAACAGAAAGAGAGAGAGAAAGAUGAAUGUAUCUGCUAGUUCACUCCCUAAAUGGCUGUGACAGCUGUGUCUGAACCAGGCAGAAGCCAGGAGCUGGGAACGCCAUCCUCGUGGUCCCAUAUGAAUGGCAGGGGCCCAUGUGCUUGGACCAUCUUUCAUUGCCUCCCCAGGCACAUUAACAGGAAGCUGGAUCAGAAGCAGUGGUGCUGGGACUCAAAUCCGUGCUCCUGUAUGGUGGUUUAACCUGCUGUGCCACAAAGCUGGCCCUCCUCUGGUUUUGUUUUUGUUUUGUUUAGUUUAUGCCAAUUAAAAAUGCAGAACCCACGCAUAGCUUGUGCGCCACAUGGAAACUGGAAGCAGGCUGAGUUUGGCUCCCGCACUGUGGUUUUCCCAUCCUCUUUCUGGGAUGGGGACAUACUAGUGUAUCACUGUCAACUAUAAAGUGCACUGCCAGAAAUGUAACACCGGUAAAUUUGUAAAAGUGUGAAGGCCGGCGGAUACUUGUUUUAAGAUGAAUUCUGCCGGCGCCGCGGCUCACUAGGCUAAUCCUCCACCUUGCUGCGCCGGCACACCGGGUUCUAGUCCCGGUCGGGGCGCUGGAUUCUGUCCCGGUUGCCCCUCUUCCAGACCAGCUCUCUGCUGUGGCCAGGGAGUGCAGUGGAGGAUGGCCCAAGUGCUAGGGUCCUGCCCCCCAUGGGAGACCAGGAUAAUUACCUGGCUCCUGCCAUCGGAUCAGCGCGGUGCGCCAGCCGCGGCGGCCAUUAGAGGGUGAACCAACGGCAAAGGAAGACCUUUCUCUCUGCUCUCUGUCUCUCUCUCUCACUGUCCACUCUGCCUGUCCAAAAAAAAAAAAAAAAAAAAAGAUGAAUUCUGAUUGACUUGUUGCUAUAAAUAGUCUUCCUAUGUACUUACAUUCUACUUUCUGGAGGUGAUGUGAAAGACGUGGCAGUAAAAAGCGCAGAGCUAGGGAAGUAGCUGUUUCCUUUGAUCUAAGCUGUAGUGAUAUGAACUUGAUUGCUGGGCUGCUCUUCAUGCCAAGGAUUUUGCUGCUUCGGAGUGAGUGAUUCCCCUGUAGAAACUGUUUGGAGUUUUAUCAGAAUCUGCUGCACUGUCCAUGUGAUGCUGGGGAUCUCCCUGCUGUAUCAGGGUGGAAAAGUAUUUGAAAACCUCUGUACCAGGCCAGAUGCUGAGAUGUGUAUAUUUUGUUGUUGUAUAUAAUUAUAUAUCGCUGUUCUCUUAACAGAAUUGUUUAGUGAACAGUCUGACUGUACUCAGUGUGUUUAUAUAUAUGUAUAUACACAUUUGUGCAUACAUGAUGGCAUGUGUGUUUACCCGUGAAUGCCUACUAUGUAUACAUUCCAAGAGCAUUUGGAGCUCUUCAUCAUGAUUUUUUCUGUUUCUAAUCUCUUGACUACUUUAAAACCCAAGAGAUAGAACCUUGCGAAUAUCCCAGGCAAAACUAUCCUUGAGUUUAUAGCAAUUUAGUUUGUAGAAAGGAUUCUUGGAUCUUUUAUUAAGCCUUGCCUCCUCCAUUCAGCAUUAGAUGAAUUGGUAGGAAUAUAGAGAAUAUCAUUGUUGAAUUGGACUUUUCUACACUGUUAGUUAAGAACCCAACACUAGUGUUAUCUGAGUAGCUGGCAUGUUAAUGCAACCUAUACAUGUUUUGCAUUUAGUUAGAUUUCUUAUUCAGUAUUCAAUCAGCAAAUUAUUUAGUUUCAAGUUGGACUUCUUUGUUUUUAUAUUUCACAGAUGACUUGUGUAUAAGUUCCUUCUCAUGAAAAUAGUGACUAGGCUAAUGUGAUUUAAAAUAAGUCUGGUUACUGAAAAUCUAAGAAAUCAUCAAGCUGUUUGGGAUUUGUCGUUGAAAAUCCACCAAUGCUUGAUUAAUGCUUUCAGGUCUCCCCUGGAUAGUUGCUGUUAGACUAACAGCCUCUCAGUUUGAUUGUUCUGCAGAGUGAUCAGUUCUGUAAGGUUAGGGGUGCUGCCAUGGUGUGGCAUUCACCCAAGUCACCACAGUCCCUGCUGUCUCACCACAUAGAGUGUCCCGGCCACCUGGAAGAGUGAACGCAGCUUCUCCACAUGCCUUAUUCCCACUGACGCAUUGAUAUGCUGGAACAGUCUGGCUCCAGGAGUAUUAAUAUACUUUUUUUGAGACUGUCUACAAAAUACUAUUUUGUAAAAACUAUGCUUUUAAAUAGACAUUGAUGGGUUAUAUUUGUUUUAUAAUAAUUGUGUACCUAAUAUUCAAUUGUGAUUAAACAUAAAUGUAUAUUUAUAAUCCUGUCCAAUGUGAAUUUUUACUCUAAGAUGUGUUAGUACAUUACUAAUAAAGACAUGGAUUUCUAUUUACAUGAAAUAAUUGUAGCAAUAUUCCUAAAUGCUACCUAAAUAAUUGUUCUGUCCAUUUGCCAUUAUAAGUACUUUUAUCUUUAGAAGAUUGUAUUACAGUCAGAAUAUAUUAACCAGAUUUAAACUGUAAGAUAUAAAAUCUCAACUGAAAUUCUUCCUGUUGUUGUAAUUAAAGUUAGUUUUUAAUUCCUUCGCUCUGGCA
Oryctolagus cuniculus (rabbit) is the source of this 10223-nucleotide messenger RNA. It is a transcript of the gene FRRS1L, whose product is annotated as ferric chelate reductase 1 like. NCBI's taxonomy places the organism in Eukaryota, Metazoa, Chordata, Mammalia, Lagomorpha, Leporidae. The record is from RefSeq and is a predicted model, not a curated record. Gene Ontology annotation, biological process: regulation of postsynaptic membrane neurotransmitter receptor levels; regulation of glutamate receptor signaling pathway.